UCCUGGUCGGGUGUGCAAUGGAUAGAAUCGGCCUUUGCUAGGUUGGUGGGGUGGGUGAUGGGUGGCAGUGGAGCUCUCUUCCCUGUCCUUUCGAUUGGUCCUGACGUAACCCAUGAAGGGGAUUGAGUCCUCUUACAAACUUGGUGGGGUGAGCAUCAAGAGCUUGCCAUUUUAUUCUACACAAACCCCUGAAAGGACAGAAAUCUGACUGUAACUCAAGGUGAUUUCUUGAUGGACCAGCUCACUGAGGGGAUGUCCCCGAACUAGAACGAUCACAGGCAGAAGAGCACUCACUCACUCACUCACUCAGUAAGGGAGCCAUGCCUGCCAUCCCAGAUUUUGAUCUACCCUUCAUGGGCAUGAGGCUCUCGGAGGCUCGACAAAGAUGUUGGGAUCACUUGCAGCAGCCCAAAGCCCAAAGGAAACUGGUCCUGGUGACCGUCUCCAUCGCCUUGCUCCUGGACAACAUGCUCUACAUGGUCAUCGUGCCCAUCAUUCCGGACUACUUGCGGAAAUUGGGUGUGUGGGAGAAGCACGAGAUCGAUCCCAGCCAAGCCCACACUAGCACCGUCACGCAGUACUUCAUCAAUGAAACGGGGAACUUUACGUUCACCUCCACGAACAUCACGAAGAAGAUCAACGUGGGUGGCAUCAUGAUCGAGUACGACGGCGAGGACAUGGGGAUCGGCGUGCUCUUUGCCUCCAAGGCAGCCGUUCAAAUCUUCAUCAACCCUCUCUCCGGAAUGGUCAUCGAUCGCAUCGGCUACGAUCUGCCCAUGAUGUUUGGUCUCAUAAUCAUGUUCUUCUCCACCUUACUCUUUGCUUGCGGAUCCAGCUAUGGCGUGCUCUUCUUCGCCAGAAGCCUCCAAGGCGUGGGCUCAGCCUUUGCAGACACAGGUGGCAUGUCUAUGAUUGCCGACAGGUACACAGAAGAAGCGGAGCGUUCUAAGGCCAUGGGCAUAGCUCUGGCUUUCAUAUCAUUUGGUUGUUUGGUGGCACCGCCGUUUGGCGGGAUCCUGUACAAUUGGGCGGGGAAAGCCCUUCCCUUUGUCAUCUUGGCCUUUGUGUGCCUCAUUGACGGAGUCUUACUACUCCUGAUCAUGAGACCACUGAAGGCCAAGCAGGUGGAAGAGGGUCACGUUCAUCCUAACGCCACCCCAUUAUGGCGUUUGAUGAUUGACUCGCAUAUCGCUUGUUGCAGUGGUGCCCUAAUAGUAGCCAACGUCUCACUGGCCUUCUUGGAACCGACCAUCUCCAAGUGGAUGAACGACACUAUGGACGCCGAGGAAUGGCAGCAAGGUCUCAUUUGGCUUCCUGCCUUCAUCCCGCAUGUCAUGGGUGUGAUCCUCACUGUCAAAAUGGCCAAAAAGUACCCCGAGUGGGUGUAUGCCUUGGCUGGUAUAGGACUGGCCAUGGAGGGCCUGUCCUGCUUCGUGAUCCCAUUCUGUACUAACUACUUCAUUCUCAUGAUUCCUAUUUGUUUCAUCUGUUUUGGCAUCGCCCUCAUUGACACGGCUCUGCUGCCCAUGCUGGGGUAUAUCGUGGACAAGAAGUACGUCUCAGUUUACGGCUCUGUUUAUGCCAUCGCUGAUAUCUCUUAUUCCGCUGCCUAUGCAGUGGGGCCGGUCGUCGCCGGUAACAUUGUGGGCACCCUGGGCUUCACGGCCUUGAAUUUCUUCGUCGCCUUCCUCAGUCUCCUGUACUCCCCUGCCCUGUAUUAUCUCCGAGACAUGCAUGACUACAACCCCUUUGAAGAGGGAGCUGAUGUGGGUGGAGGUGGGGUGGCCAUUGGAGACCCACCCACCAAAGAGUAUCAGACCAUUGCUCUCCAGGAGUCGAAACCCGUAGCAAAUGGGUACGAAUCCAAGCCCUACGACACCACUGAUUUGGACGAGGAGAUGAACUACACGGAGACCACCAACCCUUUCAAGGCCCAGCAAUUGAACAAUCCGUUCAGGAAAUAAGCGCCACAUUCUCGAGCUGUCUCCCUCAAAGGCUUCCAGACGUCCAAAGAAGGUCAACUUCAUCUUCCCCAUCAUCAUCAUCAUCAACUUAAUCAUAAGUCACCACUAUCACAAUUAGUAUUGUAUCGUUCGAUUUUGGGCCAAUCGGCACUCUAGGGCAGCUGCAGCUGUUGCCAUGGAGAUGGCCAUUUUCACUAUCAGUGUUGCCACUUGUAUGGUUGUCUCAUUUUCAUGUACAUAACCCCAUAGUCCCACCCCUAUCCCUUUAACUAGUCGUCGAGGUGUGUUGGUUGACCUCGCUUUUUGCCCUUCAAUUACUUUAAACUUGUUAGUUGUUGACAAACGUAUCACACCUAGUGACCGAGGGCUUAGGAUGGCCUUGGAAAGGCCGGCAUACACGCGAAGAGAAUGAAGACACCCGAACAACAAGAACAGUCUUAGGGAUAUUUGGUUCUUUCCUCGUGCCUUCUUCAAAGUUUAGAUCUGAUGAAAGCCAGGAAAGGACAAAACUAUUCCUAGAGCAACUUCCACAUACAACUCACCUCUGUCUAAAUUUGUUAGCCAUAUUUCAACUGUUGUUAAUCCAUACAUUGAUACAAUUAUGACCAUAUUGUAUGAACUGCCUUCGAGCUCCGAGCUCAACGGCCACUGAGUGAGACGAAAAAAUCCGAUUAGGGACAACAUUGUUAGUAAGGCGUGUUCCCUAAAGCGUUGUAGAGUAUACAUGUGUCUACGAGUGUAUUAUGUCAGUGUGCUUGAGCGUUCUUAACUAAAAGAUCCAAAAGUUCAUGGUGACUACAAACAUAUGUAAAAUGAAUAAUAUCAAAUUUUUAUGAUACACUGACGCUCUAAUGAGGGACACGGAUGUGAAGGAAGAAGGACACGUCCUGGAUAAUUUGUGAUAUAGAAAUAUUUCUACAUUUUAACUAUAUCUUUGAUCCGAUUGGUGUGAUUAUUUUGUCUGGGUAAUCACGCUUUUAGUGUGCAGCCAUACGCGCCAUGCCAUAACUAUCGACUAACAUAUCUAUUCAAAUGUAUAUCUGUUGUUGAGCACACCAUGAAAUAUACUACAAAUCUCACAUUUAAA
Messenger RNA from Tigriopus californicus, 3051 nucleotides. Its product is annotated as vesicular acetylcholine transporter-like. Gene Ontology annotation, cellular component: terminal bouton; AP-2 adaptor complex; AP-1 adaptor complex. Gene Ontology annotation, molecular function: acetylcholine transmembrane transporter activity; choline O-acetyltransferase activity. Gene Ontology annotation, biological process: transmembrane transport; acetylcholine biosynthetic process; neuromuscular synaptic transmission. The transcript has 2 exons. The record is from RefSeq and is a predicted model, not a curated record. The coding region runs from base 321 to 1964 and encodes 547 amino acids. NCBI's taxonomy places the organism in Eukaryota, Metazoa, Arthropoda, Copepoda, Harpacticoida, Harpacticidae.